Messenger RNA from Mytilinidion resinicola, 1489 nucleotides. RefSeq names its product long-chain specific acyl-CoA dehydrogenase. The record is from RefSeq and is a predicted model, not a curated record. Gene Ontology annotation, molecular function: oxidoreductase activity, acting on the CH-CH group of donors; flavin adenine dinucleotide binding. The transcript is spliced from 7 exons. Lineage: Eukaryota; Fungi; Ascomycota; Dothideomycetes; Mytilinidiales; Mytilinidiaceae. The coding region runs from base 1 to 1290 and encodes 429 amino acids.
AUGACAACUGCUCCGUAUGGAAGCACAAUCCCUUGGGCGGAGCCAAGCUGGUACACCGGCCGUCCGUCCCCUUACUACAAGGACUCCCAUCGUCGUCUUCGUGACCAUGUCCGUAAAUGGACUGAAGAGCACUUCUCGGAUAAAGCAGCCGAGUGGGAAGAGAAUGGCGCCGUCCCACAGGAAAUCUACCAACAGUGCGCUGAAGCUGGUCUCCUCGUCCACAUUGCGGCGGGAAAGGCCAUUCCGAAAGAGUGGUCUUCGUACCUCGUCAUCGCGGGUAUCAAGGCUGAGGAGUGGGACGGCUUCCACGACUUCAUUCUAUGGGAUGAAUUGGUGAGGGGUGGGGGGAUUGCGAGCAUUUUCAUUGGACUGGUCGUCGGCGCGCCCCCAAUCCGCCAAUUCGCCAGCGAAGCCCUAAAAGCAGAAAUCUUCCCCCAAAAGAUCUGCCUCGCCAUCACCGAGCCCUCCUGCGGCUCCGACGUCCGCAACCUCACCACCACCGCCACCCUUACCCCCUCGGGCACGCACUAUCUCGUCAACGGCGCCAAGAAGUGGAUCACCAACGGCCUGUCCGCCGACUACUUCCUCACCGCUGUGCGCACGGGCGGGCCCGGCGCCGCGGGCAUCUCGAUGCUACUGAUCCCGCGCUUACCGGGCGUGACGACGCGGCCGCUCGCCAUCGGCGCCGGCAAGCUGGCCGCUCUGGCGUAUGUCACAUUCGAGGACGUGGAAGUGCCUGCGUCUAAUCUAAUAAGGGAAGAAGGAGCAGGGUUCAGGCAGACGAUGGUGAAUUUCAACCACGAGCGGCUGUGGAUCGUGUUCCAGGCGCUGCGGGGGUGCAGGGUGAGCAUGCAGGAUGCGAUGGCGUGGGCGCAGAAGCGGGAGGUGUUUGGGGCGAGGCUGGUGGAGCAGCCGGUGGUGCGGUGGAAGUUUGGGGGUAUGGCGAGGCGGGUGGAGGGGCUGCAGGCGUGGACGGAGCAGGUGGUGUAUGAGCUGGGGGAGCUGAGUGAGGGGGAGGGGGCGAGGUUGUUGGGGGGUGUGACGGCGUUGUUGAAGGUGGAAGCGGGGGUGGUGGGGAGGUAUGUUGCGGAUGAGUGUGUGAAGAUUAUGGGAGGGUUGGGUUUGACGAAGACGGGGCAGGGUGCGAGGGUUGAGGCGUUUUCUAGGACUGUUCCUGGUUUGAUCGUUCCUGGCGGUUCCGAAGACGUCCUCAUCGAUCUCGGUGUCCGAGAAGCACUGAAACUGCAGAAGAUAGCCGACAAAGCGAAGUUGGCGAAGUCGAAUUUGUGAAGAGAUUUUGUAGGAAAGGAUAGCUGGAUGGCUGAAGAAAGAAAACGAAAUCCGUGUAAGCCAUAUAUUUCAAAAUCUUGAAAUGGAGAGAUGAUACUAUAGUCACGUGCUCCCCAUUCUUCAUUCACGGUGAAUUGAUGAUCCUACUCCUUUGAUGUGGAAAUGUAAUUUUGAAUGAAGUAAACGAUCAAUCAGGUGA